AUGUUGUCGUCUGCCUGCUCAUUUUACUUGGCUCUCGUUGCGACGGUGUCGUGCUGGGGCCAGGGAUCCGAUGCUGGGAGGAUAGGGCUGAGGGGAGGCAGUCGUCUGAUCCUGCCAAGGAUAACAUCUCGCCUGCGAGGCGGGGCACAAGAAAUCACAAUCCCGAAGGACUAUGCUUAUCUCUCACAGAUGGAAGACGAGUGCAUCGAGUUUCAUAUCGAGGACGGAAACCAUACAGUGGGGCCAGAGGCAUAUGAUGAGCUCAUGGCAACUUUCAACCUCAGCUCAACGGUGAGAGUGUACGGGACAAGAGAAGCAAUGAUGUGGGGGACGUUGGACCUCAAUGGUGCUGGAGGGACAUUCGAGGGCAUGAAACUGGUAGAUCUUGCCGUCCCAGGGGAAGGGGUCGAACUGCAAUCCCUCGGGGACAACUGCAUUUGUGUAGAGGAAGGUGAAUGGCGCUUCACAGAUUGCGAGAUCCAAUGCAGCGGGACAGCAAUGCGCGUCGCAAAUGAAGCAACAGCAACAUGGUUGGCAGUCAGCCAGAUGAUGGAAAGAUGCUUCACGGGAGGAUCAGACCUGUCGAAGCCACCUCCUAUCAACUUGACGGAGCUCGGUCUGGAGAUAAGCGCAAUGCAGUUCUUGCUCGAGCAAGGGCACAGGAACAAGACAACGGGCUAUCCCAUCACUGAGCACACAUCGAUGCCACGAUACGCUGUCACAGCAUGGGACAGGGCAAAAGUCAACAUUUUAUCUUGCACAAUUCAGAACAUGUCAUAUAAUGGAAUAUGCUGCCUGGAGAACUCCACCUUUUGGAUUGAGAAUUGCUCGAUCACGGGAUCCGGAAUGUCUGGUGUCUUCAUGGAGUCUGCUUGCAAUGUCACCCUGAUCGGAUGUUACCUUGCGGACAACUACGCAUGUUUGACGGUUUGGGGAGGCCUCAGUGAAGAGAGGUAUGCUCUAACGGGCCCGUAUUCGUCUGACUCCGAUCUGGAGCUCGUGGUUGAACCCGAGUGCACCUUGACGGCUUUCAACAACCGACUCUCGGGAAUGAUAUGGGCGGGGAGACAGAGGCCAAAGCACUUUGUGGAAGACAACAACGAAAUAGAAGACGAGAUUAUUCCGUCCGAGGACGAGGGGCCAUUGCAAGGCCUUCCGGAAGUCCCCUUCAUGAACUUUGAAGGAGGGGAGAAUAAGACUCUCUGGACCAUCGAUGAACCGAUCCCAAUGCCGAGAUGGGCCCGGAAGGACAGGCCGGGAGGCGAUGGAGUGUACAUGUGGGAUCCACAAGACCAGAAGACCGAGGACGAGACGAAACAAGUUUUCCGGGACCUGAAGCUCCGGGACGGGGACUACGAGAAGGUGGCGAAGGCUAUCGAAUCUUACAACAUCAAGAACAAGAGGUCCAAGAAGAGUCUAUCGAGCGACCCUCCUCCAGGGGAGUUCGAAGACUGA
Molecule: messenger RNA, 1455 nt
Organism: Guillardia theta CCMP2712
Lineage: Eukaryota; Cryptophyceae; Pyrenomonadales; Geminigeraceae
Exons: 18
Coding region: 1-1455 (484 amino acids)
Source: RefSeq, a predicted model, not a curated record